Dermatophagoides pteronyssinus (European house dust mite) is the source of this 837-nucleotide messenger RNA. RefSeq names its product probable 18S rRNA (guanine-N(7))-methyltransferase. NCBI's taxonomy places the organism in Eukaryota, Metazoa, Arthropoda, Arachnida, Sarcoptiformes, Pyroglyphidae. The record is from RefSeq and is a predicted model, not a curated record.
AUGUGUCCAGCUCGCCCAGAAUGUGAAUUACCGUCUGAAGUGUUUUACAGCAACGAAAACGCUGAAAAGUACACGAAUAACAGCAGAAUAAAUAAAAUCCAGUACGAGCUAGCCAACCGUUGCAUUGAUUUGCUGGAGUUGACUCCCGAUGCGAUUGAGAAUGGAAAAAUUCUAGACAUAGGUUGCGGCUCUGGAAUAAGUGGCGACGCUUUGUCUGAGCUGGGUGUGGCUUGGACGGGCAUUGACAAUUCUGCAGAUAUGAUCGAGCUGUGCAAGCAGCGCCACAUGGCGAAUCCUAAAGCCGAUUUCGUGCUUGCUGACAUUGGUGCGAAGCAAGAUUUCGAGCCUGGAAGCUACGCAGGCGCUAUAUCCGUCAGUUGCAUUCAAUGGCUCUGCCAUAGUUUCCAGUCCGAUCACAACCCGCGAACGCGUAUACGCGUUUUCUUUCAGUGGCUAUAUGACGUUCUCUCGACGGACGCCAGAGCUGUCUUGCAAUUUUACCCUUCUGACGACAACCAGGUCGCUUUGAUCGGCAAAGCCGCCGCCAGCGUGGGCUUUUCUACUUUUUUUUAUGUCGAUAAUCCAGACAGCAAAAAAAAUAAAAAGCUGUUUUUGAUCUGCACAUUUGGGCGGCCGACAGACCCCGACUCUGUCAUUGCGAGCGCUUUAUCUGAAAUGAAUUCGACUGAGCACGGCCGAAAACUUAAAAACGGUAAAAAGGGAGCUCAAAGUAGGAAGCAGUGGGUAUUAAACAAGAAAGAGCGCCAGCGAAGCUUAGGCAAGGUUAUCAAAAACGACAGCAAAUAUACAGCUCGCAAACGUAAAGACAAAUUUUAG